CUGGCUCUCCAACUAUUUAAGCAGGAACAUUUUCUGCCCAGCAUCACUCCGCUGUCCAACCUUGGCUACAGAACAGACAAGACUAAGAAACUUUUCGAAGCUCUCAGACUUUUUUGGUGAGGACACGCUGUGCUGUCAACAUGCCAAGAUCUUUUCUUGUGGAUUCCUUGAUUUUAAGGGAGAGCGGCGAGAAGGGGAGCGAGAGCAGCCCUCCGUUAUUCCCGUACGCCGUGCAUCCGUCGCAUCCUCUCCACAGCCUCUCCGCUGGCACCUGCCACUCACGGAAAGCGGGUUUGUUGUGCUUUUGCCCGCUGUGCGUCACCGCGUCUCACCUACACCCGUCUCCUCCGGCUCUCCCACUCCUCAAGGCUUCUUUUCCUGCAUUCGGUUCUCAGUACUGUCACUCCGCGCUAUCCAGACAUCACACCACCUCCAGCGGUAUAAAUCUCAACAGCGCCUCGGGGUUAUACCAAGCCACGUAUCCGGUGCCAGAUCCGCGCCAAUUCCACUGCAUAUCCAUAGAAAACAACAACAGCCAACUUCAGAGCAGCAAGCGCAUGCGCACCGCCUUCACCAGUACGCAACUCCUGGAGUUGGAAAGGGAAUUCACUUCCAACAUGUACCUGUCAAGACUUCGACGCAUCGAGAUCGCAACUUACCUCAACCUGUCCGAGAAGCAAGUCAAGAUCUGGUUCCAGAACCGCCGCGUCAAGCACAAAAAAGAAGGCAAAAGCGGUUCCCACAGGACGGGUUCGCAUAACUGCAAGUGUUCGUCGUCUCUAUCUUCCGUCCGGUGCUCCGAGGAAGAGGAUGACCUGCCCAUGUCACCACCGACAUCGGAGAAAGAGGACGGAGAUCUGUCCGUAAGCCCAUGAACUCUUAUCCACCUCAACAGACUCUGUGCGCCACACACCUGUGGAAUCUUGAAUGCAGCCAAAAAGCGACGGUACCUGCGCGCUGUCAUCUGUAAAUAGCGAGAAAGAAGAAACCUUUAUAUAUGUUCGGGGUCUGCGCAUCCCUUUAAUGUUGUACAUUUGUAUACAUGUUCUAUGUUUGUAUUUUCUCCCGAAAACGAUUUAAAGCCCAGAGUUCAGCAUCCAUAUUCCAACACAAUCCGAAAUGAACAGAGCUUAUUCUUUGGUUUUACUUUGGAUAUUUCAUUUGAGUGCAGGUUAGCUUCAAGCACAUCCUUUGGGACGGAAUAUGGGAUGUAUACGGAACGGCGAAAAUGAAAUAGCGUCACUUUAGUGACAGAAUUUGUUAUUGUACUUUUA
This is a messenger RNA of Triplophysa dalaica, 1274 nucleotides long. RefSeq names its product GS homeobox 1 (gene gsx1). NCBI's taxonomy places the organism in Eukaryota, Metazoa, Chordata, Actinopteri, Cypriniformes, Nemacheilidae. The transcript has 2 exons. Gene Ontology annotation, biological process: regulation of DNA-templated transcription. Gene Ontology annotation, cellular component: nucleus. Gene Ontology annotation, molecular function: sequence-specific double-stranded DNA binding; DNA-binding transcription factor activity, RNA polymerase II-specific. The record is from RefSeq and is a predicted model, not a curated record. The coding region runs from base 141 to 875 and encodes 244 amino acids.